Molecule: messenger RNA, 1786 nt
Organism: Xenia sp. Carnegie-2017
Lineage: Eukaryota; Metazoa; Cnidaria; Anthozoa; Malacalcyonacea; Xeniidae
Exons: 3
Coding region: 743-1786 (347 amino acids)
Biological process (GO): DNA integration
Molecular function (GO): nucleic acid binding
Source: RefSeq, a predicted model, not a curated record
AAUAACCACUUUAUGAAAACAUCGAAAAUUGGUUAUUUAUUAAAUAACCAGUUUCUACACACGCCGAAAAUUGGUUAUUUAUUAAAUAACCAGUUUCUGCGCACGCGAAAAAAGGGUUAUUUAUAAAUAACCAGUUUCCGCGCACGCGGAAAAAUGGUUAUUUAUAAAUAACCAAAAUAAUUUCGAGACACUUGGCGUGCCAAAUGACGUCAGCAAGCAAUAAAAUAAUUUUCUCAGUCCCCCCCUGGAUAAGCACUCAUUUCCGCACUGUCGCGUUAUUGAAAUUAGAUCGCUUGUCGCGAAAAAUUUCAUUUUGUCUGUAAGUUUCCCGCUCGGCGUGUUUUCUAUUUGUCUUUUUUGUCAAAUAAAUAUGUCUCAAACGCACAAUCUCCAAAGAGCAAUUAUCGAGGCCGUAGGAAGAGCAGUACACGAGGCACUGCGAGAUCAACAUGAAGAGUCCUCUGAUGCAGCUACUGCCCACGAAAAUAAUAAUUAACCACAGGUAACAUUCUAGUGUAUAUGGGUGCAUCCAAGUGAAAAACAUCGUUAAAUUUUGAUAAAUUUAUAACUUUGCCAGAAUUCCAACUCAAAUGAUGAAAAUGAGGGUAACAAUUCAGGAAGAGUUGGUCGACCAAAGAAAAUAAUUCCAAGGGAUGUAUUGGAAAAUUUGCUUCAGUUACGACUUACGAUUGUGGAAAUUGCCAGACAGUUGAAAGUCGACAGGUCAGUGGUCUACAAAGCAAUGUCGGAUUAUGGGUUGUAUCGAGAAAACUUUUCACAAUUGUCACAAGACGAAAUAGAGAAAGAAGUGGACGCCAUUAAACAAAAUCAUCCUAAGGAUGGCGAGGUCAUGGUUCAAGGGUACCUUGAAUCUAGGGGUCUUUACAUUCAGCGACAAAAAGUGAGAAAAGCCAUUCAUAUGGUUGAUCCAUUAGGUGUCGAAGAGAGAAAAAGUAAACCAAUAAAGCGUCGCAUUUAUACUAAUCCUUUUCCCAACUAUAUUUGGCAUAUUGAUGGGAACCAUAAACUUGUUAAAUGGAGACUUGUCAUACACCAUGGUAUCGAUGGUUUUAGUCGAUUAGUGGUAUUUGCACAUUGUUCUUCAAACAAUCGAGCAACUACUGUUCUAUAUCACUUCUUAUGUGCUGUCUCGAAGUAUGGGCGUCCUUAUAGAAUUUGUACCGAUCUUGUUGGCGAAAAUGUUGACAUCUGGCACAACAUGAUUUUAACACGAGGCAAUGAAACUAAGCCGGUUGUUGUAGGGAAUUCAGUGCACAAUCAGAGAAUCGAAAGGCAUAACAGAGCACUAAAUGAACAAGUUCUAACAAGUUUUAGAUCUGAAUUUUAUGCACUUGAAAGUGAAGGUGUAUUGAAUGUCAAUAAUGACACUGAUAUAUUUUGCCUCCAUUCAGUGUAUCUGCCACGAAUCAACAAAAUCCUUGACGAGUUUGUUGCUGCUCACAACAGCCAUAAAAUAUCUACAGAAGGAAACAAAACACCUGAACAAUUGUUUUGGGUUAACAUUAGAAAUGCAUACCAUGAAGAUGAUAUGCUACCAAACACAAGCAAUCUUGACAUUGAAGAACUAGCGUCAAGUGAUUUACCUCACGUCAAUGUACCAGUUAUAUCAUGCCCUUUGCAAGGUGACUUACAGUUGCAAAAUUUUAGUACAUUCAUUCAAUCUCUUUCGGCAGUGAGCGGAAAAGCAGCAUACCUUGAGGCUGUUCGUUUCUUGGGACAGUCAAUGCUUGAUGAGCAGAACCCUGAAGAUUUGCAUGCACAAUAG